ACUUCUGCGCCCGAUGGAGAAUUUACUCCUCUUAAUCUUCAACAGCGUGGCUUACAAAUGUUUCAAGAAAUGAAGUUUUCCGACUGUGAAUUCCAACUGACCGAUGAUGAAUCAGCAAUUACGCACUUCAAAGCGCACAGGGCCGUGCUAAUCUACGCAAGCGACGUGUUCCGCUCCAUGUUCCUCGGCCAGUUCCCGAAAGAGGAAUUUGUUACCAUCAAGGACAUCAAACCGAAAAUAUUUUAUUUCUUGCUCAGGUUUGCUUACACGAUGGAUGUCGCCGAGGAGGAAAUUUGUUUUGAGGAUUUGCUCGAGUUAGCUGUUGCCGCGAACAAAUAUCUCAUGUCAAACCUUCAAAAAGUUUGCAUUGACAUCGCACGGAAAAGGCUGACACCAAUCAAAGUUUUUGCCGCCGAGUAUGUCGCAGACUUGCUGGGAGAAAACAAGUUAGUCGAAGAUUGCCACAAGAUAAUUAAAAGUUCGGCAGCGUCCGCCCUUCUGAGCAAGUGUUUCCUGAGCAUCUCAAAGGAGCGGCUGCUGUGCCUGCUCGACAGCGACAAGCUCAACAUUUCCUCGGAAAUGUCGUUGGUCAACGCGUGCAUCCGCUGGGCCAACUUCAAUCACGCGCAAAAUGUCGACGCGACUCUGCGGUCGUUCCUGCCCAAACUGCGCCUGCUGACGCUCAGCCCGCAAGAGUUCUCUGCCAAUAUCGACUCGUUCUCGUGGCUGACGGACUCUGAAAAGGUCGCCGUCUUUGUCAACAUCACGUCGAGGAGGGACUCGAAAAUAGAGAUGCCCUCAGAGUUCUGCUCCAACGAGAACAAAAGGAAUAUCUAGCUUUCCUGAGUGCUAUACUCACUGGAUUGCAGAAAUAAAUAUUUUUCAAACAGAUCUCUUCAGUUUUCAAAUAAGUAAACAUUAUGAA
This is a messenger RNA of Cloeon dipterum, 925 nucleotides long. Its product is annotated as kelch-like ECH-associated protein 1B. Bases 58 to 837 code for a protein of 259 amino acids. Gene Ontology annotation, molecular function: protein binding. NCBI's taxonomy places the organism in Eukaryota, Metazoa, Arthropoda, Insecta, Ephemeroptera, Baetidae. The record is from RefSeq and is a predicted model, not a curated record. Gene Ontology annotation, biological process: neurogenesis. The transcript has 5 exons. Gene Ontology annotation, cellular component: cytosol.